GGCAAUAUUGACCUGGAGGCUUAUGAAGAAGGGCCUUUCAGGGAUUCAAUACAGAGGAUGGUCCAGCUCGAGCAGAUGAGACGGCGCCCAUUAACGCUUGAUGAAGAACUUUCUUCAGAAACGACUCCUGAGCUUUCACCAUUCACUGAUCCCCGCCCGGCACAUGCAGAGUAUCGUCGUAGACCGACCCCGUCUCCCAUCGUUCCCUUGAGCGUUCCCUUGAAUAGCGAGCGUAGACGAGGAAUCAGGAGAAACCCAUCUUCUGAGACUGCGAAUAAUUCGCCUGCGCCAUUCACAUUUGCUUCGCGACCUUCAUGGGGUAGCAUACCUAAUGCCAGAGAAGAAGCGCCUACAGUACAUCAUCAUCAUCCAACCCAUUCUCACAACUCGAGUGGCAAUGGACAAAGUCGCCCUUCAUCACCCUUUCGUAGUCAAGGUCCCGUCAUACCGCAAAUGGAAGAGUUUGAUCUACGGGCAAUGUCAUCUUUCACGCAACAUCUUGAUCGCGACAGGUCUCGCAGGAAUGUUGCGAGUGAGACGCAAAGGAUGGACUCUUUCGGGUCUCGAAAUGAAUAUGGACGACUUUUCGGCGGCCCCAACCGAAUGCAUUUUGAUACUGCCUCUAAUCCUCGUCCAAGCACAGGAGCUCCUGUCGAUCCUCCACAUGCUAGGACAAGCAAUACUUUCAUUCCCAACGAGGAUGUCUCUCGUGAAGGACCAAGGGCUGAACAAGGAGAUCGUCAUUCACGUAGUCCCAUCCAAGGACUCCGGUUUGCUCUAGAGAUGUUUCGUGAAGACGGUUUUUCCAGAUCGCGGCCGCGCCCACCUCCUGACCGUUUUGACAUGGACUGGGACCUACCAGAAAUUCCGACGUUGAGCUGGGCUGAGACGGCUAACGAGAGCAGUGGUCCUGGGUUCUCUCCGCAACAAAGACAUCGGGCGGCUAUGCACAGUUUAAGAGCUCGGUUGAGUCUACCUCCUGCAUCGAGAGCGCCAGCUUCGGGUGCAAACCGGCCUCAGCCUGGAGGGACUAGUUUUACAAACCGCUUGGCUCGCGCGUCUUCGCGCAGUCCGCCGCCUCAUCGGCAUGAAAGGGAUCGAUCAUCGAUGGAGGAAAGGCAUGCUAGAAUUAGAGCUAUGCGGCGGGGAAUGCAGUUGCAGAGGAGCACGGAGACUCCUCCGUGGGGUUCGAGGUUUGGCCGUCCUUUGGGGGAUUAUAUGCCGGACGAGGAUUUCGACUCCUCCUACGAGAGUCUGCUUUCUCUUGCUGCGACGUUGGGCGAAGUCAAGUCUAAGGCUACACCAGAUGACGUGAUUGCAUCUCUACCCACUGCUCCAUACAAGGAAUGGGCAACUGAGGAAAGUGAUCAGCGGUGUCCAAUCUGUCUUGACGAUUAUCUGCCAUCAGACCCUGUCCUCAAGCUCUUGGAAUGUUCUCACUGGCUUCACAAAGGUUGUCUGGAGACUUGGCUUCAUAACGCGAAUACCUGUCCUGUCUGUCGUAAAAAGGUCAAACCAUCCCGUCGCGGCCAAUGUGAUGGUAGCCCAGGUGGACCAAGUAGAAAUCGUCGAAGAGAUAGCGAUGAUUCAGAAGAUCGCGGGCCCAACAGGGGCCCAAGUGUCUUUGGGACGUUGGGAACAUAUCCCCCUGGCCCUCCCCCGUGGAGAAUGUGGUGAACAAAAGUGGCCGUGAUCAGUUGUACUAUGUGUAAGAUGAUUUACUUUUGACUUUGAGAAUGAUUUGUUGGCUUGUAUCAAUAUAAGUGUCUUGACAUUUAGUUUUUGCGCACCUCACGUACUACAGUUGAAGUUACUAUAUUAUAUAUUGAUGAUAUUUGUUACAA
Serpula lacrymans var. lacrymans S7.9 is the source of this 1844-nucleotide messenger RNA. RefSeq lists its product as uncharacterized. Lineage: Eukaryota; Fungi; Basidiomycota; Agaricomycetes; Boletales; Serpulaceae. The record is from RefSeq and is a predicted model, not a curated record. The transcript is spliced from 6 exons. Bases 58 to 1677 code for a protein of 539 amino acids.